Nothoprocta perdicaria is the source of this 1240-nucleotide messenger RNA. It is a transcript of the gene MEI4, whose product is annotated as meiotic double-stranded break formation protein 4. Lineage: Eukaryota; Metazoa; Chordata; Aves; Tinamiformes; Tinamidae. The annotation marks the transcript as partial. The transcript has 4 exons. The record is from RefSeq and is a predicted model, not a curated record. Gene Ontology annotation, cellular component: lateral element. Gene Ontology annotation, biological process: homologous chromosome pairing at meiosis; oogenesis; DNA recombination.
AUCAAAGGCAGAAGAGAAAAUCAAGUCUGGUAUUUGAAAAUAUCAAAGCUGGCAUUGGCUUUUGCAAUUAUCCAUUCAAAACCACCAGGCAAGAGCUGCAAAGAGUAUGCUGAGCAUCUUGCCAAAAUUGUAUCUGAACAAGAUACGAGUAUUGCCUCUGGAAGUCUCUGGAAGUCAAAAGUUGAAGCACUGGAAGCUGAAGUUCUUCGAUUGCGUCAGGAACUUCUUUUGAACAAGAUCUGUCCAAAAUUUGGCUUGGAAAACAGAAAAUCGAGUGCCUCUGAUGAAAAUCUUCUGGCUCAGGAAUGCACAAACCCUCCGAGUUACUCCAGCCAGCUAGAAGACUCUGGGUGUGAUGUGUCUAAUGACUAUUCAUUCGAUUCUUUAGGCACAACUUCUGAUUUUCACCAGUCUGAGCAUAAUCUUCAUACUUCUAAAUACUGCCUGGAAGUAGUUCCCCCACUGAGUCUUUGCUGUGCUAACAAGGAAGAAUCUCUGACUGCUCCAGUACAGUUUUUGCAACGUCUACUUGAAAUAAGAAAACUCUCAGAAAUAGGAGAUCUGCAAGCAGACCUCACAAAACUUGAAGAUGAUUCUUUCACCAUAUGCAGUUCUGUGUCUCAGUUGCUUGAUGGACUGACUGCUUUUUACAACAGUCCUAAAUUCCCAGUUUCAGAUAUUCUCACUGAAGCCAUUUGUGUUUUGGGCAGUUUAAUAGCUGAUACUAAAUUAUCUAAUCAUGUUCUGAAAAAAUGUUUCAAGAAGCUGGAAGAAUUUCAGAAAAAAAUAAUUCAAAUUAUUUUAAACAACAGCAGUAUCAAUAGGUUUCAGGCACUGUCUGCUGUAUCCCACGUGCUUGUUUUGCUAGGAAGGAACAACAUAUUAAGGAACUCCUUAAUAUCUCUCCUGCUAUCCGAAGUACAUCAGUUUGCUGAGCAGAUGUGUCAAGCUCACCAGAUCCAGGACGCAUAUGACAUUACCCAGUAUGAGAAUAUUUUUUAUCUGUUCAUGAUUCUGGAACAACUUCUUCAAAGUAAGACAGAAGAAAGUAACGUUUCAAGCUUACAGUAUAUUGAGGAAGAAAAAAACAAAUUUAUGAAGAACCUUGAUCAAAUUAUUCUUCACCUCUCAGAUGAAUUCCCUUUGUUUUCUUUAUAUUUGUGGAGAGUGAGUGUUCUUUUGAACUCAGCUCAAAUACAAAUUGAUUAAAAAAAGCCUGCUUUUAACAGAGCAUUUGUUA